Messenger RNA from Dermatophagoides farinae (American house dust mite), 3632 nucleotides. NCBI's taxonomy places the organism in Eukaryota, Metazoa, Arthropoda, Arachnida, Sarcoptiformes, Pyroglyphidae. The record is from RefSeq and is a predicted model, not a curated record.
CAAUGUAGCCGAUCUUGAGCAAGAAUGUUUACCUUGUCUUUGUUUGUAAGUUUAUCUGCAGAGUUUAAGUGUAUGUGUCAAACGUAUGUAUACCGGCUUUCGAUCUUAUUGACUCGACAAUAUGUGAUUAUUUGACAUUCCAAAGAAAUGAUCUGAUUCGAUCGAUCGAUAUACCAUAAAUAUUUCCAAAAAUGACUGUCAAAUUGGAUAAAAUGCUAUAUUUUCGUUUGGUUCGUACAUGUCCGGUGAUUGGUAUAGUUACAAUUUUAUCCAUUUGUUUCAGCCUAUUCGCUUUCAUUGUAUAUCGUGAUUCAUUACCAGUGUUUGAUGAUCCUACCAUUGGUUUUGAAGCUCGCAAUACUGAUCUAUCUAAUCGUAUCAAUACAUGGCGUUUAUUAAUCGAAAGUACAUCAUGGAAUGGUGCAUUAAGUUUAUAUCCAAAAUCAUUGAUAUCCAACAACACUGGCAAUGAUUUCGUAAAAGAAUCUAUAUACAUCCGACGAGCAAAUGCCACUGGACGAAUAAAAUCAAAAAAACAAAAUCGCAAUAAAGUAAAGCGAAAAAAUAAAUCCAAAAAAAGCAAUCAAACAAAUUUACCGAAUCCGUUUGAAUCAAAAAAUCAUUAUUCAAAUUCCUUUUUAUGUGGCAAAAUUGUUGGAGAUUAUGUCCAGAUUGUUGUCGAAACUAAUGACGGAAGUAAUCUUUUGGAUCUAAAAUCAAUUAAAAAUUUGUGCCUACUUGAUCAACGUAUUUUACGUAUGGACAAUGACAAUGAUCAGAAUUUUUCAUUCAAUAAUUCCACAAUAUUCGGUGAAUAUUGUGAAUCAAAAAACUUUGAUAAAUGUUGUCCAAGUUGGUCGAUAGUGAAUUUUCUUAUGAUCUAUGUUAACAAAACUAAUUGUGAUGAUCUUAUCGACGAAGAUGUGGAAAAAUUUGUCAAAUAUUUGGAUGUUUGUUCACCAUUCUAUGCUGGACAUUAUCUAAAUGAUGACUGUUCAAAUGAUGAACCAUGUCCAAAUACACCAUCGGAAUGUUUUCAAUAUGAAAAUCUUGUGUUCAACGUAUUUCAUUAUCUCGUUGAUUAUCGUUUUAUGAAUAUGGAUAAAAAAAUUUUAAAUCACAAUAAAUUGAUUGAAACUACAAUGAAUUAUUCCGUAACGCAAUUACCAUUAUUAACAUCAACAAGUAUUAUAUUGCCUAUUGCAAAAAGCAGUAAAUUAAUGGCCUAUUACGAGAACAUAAAAAGUUUAAAAACAUUUUCUCAUUCAACGAUGAAAAAUAAUGAUCCAUUUUCGACAUUGAAUCUAAUUCAAUUGUUUCGACCAUCAUCAUCAUCGUCAACAUCAAGUCAUUUAUCAUUUGGUAAUGUCGGUGUUGUUGCUGCCGAUUUGGGAUUAAAAUAUACAUUAUUCAAUAAAUCACUCAUAUCGGAUUUAUUAUUACCUUCGUUGGCUGGCCUAAUCAUUUUGAUUUCAUUAUUAAUAUUCACUCGUUCCACAUUGUUAACUGUGAUGACAUUGUUCACUAAUUUAGCAUCACUUUCCAGUGCUUAUUUUAUUUAUACAUUUGUAUUGGAUAUUAAUUUCUUUCCAUUUCUAAAUCUAUUGUCAUUGAUCAUUCUUGUCGCAAUUGGAUCUGAUAAUGCUUUGAUCUAUUGUAAAACAUGGUCAUGUGCAUCACAUCAUCGUAAUAGUCGUGGUUCAAAUUGGUUAGUAACUCGCCGUCAGACACCAAAUUACGAGGCCGAAUUAAGUCAAACAUUGAAUCAUGUAUUAAUGUCAUCGUUUUGUGCAAGUUUUACUACAUGUGGUGCAUUUUUUGCUGGUUAUUUUUCCGAUAUUACUUCAUUGAAAUGUUUCAGUAUUUUUUCUGGAUUAGCGAUAAUUACGAAUUUUUUCAUCACAGCCAUCGUUUUUCCAUCGGCCAUUGUCAUUUCCGAUCAUAUCAUUGAAAUUCAACAAAUAAUGAUUGGCAAAUAUUUUCCAUGUAAAUUGAUUGCUAAAGUUCAUUGGCCUGAUUGUUUUAAAUUUAUAUUUGAUAAAAUCAUCUUGAAACUUAUCUUCAAUUAUUAUUAUUUUUUGACGUUUAUACUCACUUUGAUCUCAAUUUUAUCGGCCAUUGUCGUGCUUUAUGAACCAGGAUUACAACUUCCGACUAGCCAAGAAUUUCAGAUUUUCUAUUCUAAUCAUUUGUUUGAACGUUAUAAUUUUGUAUAUCGUAACAUGUUUUGGUUUUCUCGUAUUGAUACUAAAGCCAAAACUAGUGAUGUUGUUUCAUCUGAUGAUUUGGAUAAUCAGAAACAACAAACAGGAUUAACACAAUCCGAUUUUGUAUUACCAAUACGAGUAGUGUUUGGUAUUCUGCCUGAAGAUAAUGGAAACUUUUUGGAUCCUUUUGAUCGAGGAAAAUUACGAUUCGAUAACGAUUUCAAUAUUUCUUCACAACGUUCUCAAGUUUGGCUUUUGGAAUUUUGUCGUGAAUUACGAUCACAACCGUUUUACAAACCGACACUUGGUCCUUUGCUAACCAAUUGUUUCAUUGAAACCUUACAAUCAUGGAUGUCAAAACGAAAAUGUUCGGAAAUUGUCGGCAAUGAUGUUCUGGAUCAUUUUCCAUGUUGUGAAUUAACAAAAUUUCCUUAUGAACCUUAUGUAUUUAAUUAUUGUUCAGCUGAAUUGAUUGAUCGUUUACAUCGUACACCGAAUUUUAUAUUCAACACACAUCAAGCUGGACCACGUUUCGAUAGCAAAAACGGUUCAUUUCGAGCAUUGGUAAUUGAAUAUGAUUCCAUUUAUGAUGGAUUCUCCACAUCAUUUGAAACCAUUGAUCGUGUUUGGCAAGAAUUAAAUUCCUGGGUACAAGAACGAUUGGAUUUGGCACCAAAUGAACUUAAAAACGGUUGGUUCAUCACAAACAAUAUGGAAUUCUAUGCCCUACAACAUUCAUUGUCCACUGGUGUGAUUAAAUCAUUAUUUAUAUCCGUAUUGUUUGCAUUCAUCACAUUAGUGUUCACCACAAUGCAUUUACGUCUCAGUAUUAUUUCGAUCAUAACAAUUACAUUUAUAAUAUUUUCAUCGAUAGCCACUUUAGUUUUACUUGGAUGGAAAUUGAAUAUAAUCGAAAGUAUUGUCAUUUCAUUAACAAUUGGUCUAUCCAUCGAUGCUACCCUCCACUAUACGAUUGCCUACAAGAUGCUUACCAAAUUUCAGGAUAAUCGAUUGCUUGGAAUUCAAAUGACUAUUGCAAGAAUUGGCAGUCCGGUUGCAAUGGGAUCAAUUACAACAUUCAUUGCAGGAGCAAUUAUGCUUUUAUCCAAUGUUUUAGCAUACAUACAAAUCGGUACAUUCCUGAUGGUUAUAUCAUUUUCAAGUUUUAUCUUUUCUACAUUAUUCCAUAUGAGUUCACUUAUCAUAUUUGGCUGUACAAAAUCAGUAACCGGAUCAUCAAAUUGUUUAUCAUCAUUUGAUUCAUUUAGAAAAUGGAUCCUUAAACAAAAAUUAUCAUCAAAUAAUGGAAACACAUCUAACAGUAUAAAUAAUUUAUUUGUUACUGAAUCACCGUCAACAACAACAACAACAACUUUACCACGUUCAAGUAUGAACAGUGUCUGUUUACGUGUAACAUCAAUAUAG